AUGGAGGCAGUAUUGAGACGAUUGGGAAGCUUAGAUAAUGAUGUUGUUAUGGUUGAUGUAGCUGAAAUUUUGUACCACCAACAACUUCAAAAUUUUUACAAAUCUACAAGGGAAGCUAAGCACUUUCAGCCGAAUAUUGUUCGUGGAGUUGAAAAAUUCAUUUCUACAAGCGGCAAGCAAAUGAAGAAAGUGAGGAAGCUGGCUGAAGAUUGCUGUAAAUAUGGAUCUGAGAAUCAGAGCACUCAUGGUCCUCUUGCAAGAGCUUCUAUUAACUUUGGUACCUCAUAUAAUUCAAUUGAAAAGGAGAGGGAAGAUCUUCUUAAGACCCUCACUGAUCAAGUUUGUGAGCCAUUACGGACACAAAUAAAUGGAGCUCCUUUGGAAGAUGCACGUCACAUUGCUUACUAUUAUGAUAAACUUCGUCAGGAUGUGGAGGCCAAGGUAACUGAAAUUUUGAGGCGUCGAUCAAAAUCUAGGGAUCUUUCUAUGUCUGGAGAGAGUGCUGUGAAGCUUCAAAGUGCUGAAGCAAGAUUGGCUGAUCUUAAAUCUUCUACUGUGGCACUUGGCAGAGAAGCGACUACUGCUAUGUUGUCACUUGAGGAUCAGCAGCAGCAGAUGACUUUUCAUAAGUUUCUUACUAUGAUUAAACUCUGUAGGAAUCUUCUCCAAUCUGACUACUUUCUGAGCUGUCAAAUCUCGAAUGAAAUGAUAUCUGACUUGAAUGUGCUUAGAUCUCUCAUGAAAAACUGGAUUUUUACAUAA
Ziziphus jujuba (common jujube) is the source of this 762-nucleotide messenger RNA. RefSeq names its product SH3 domain-containing protein 1. The coding region runs from base 1 to 762 and encodes 253 amino acids. NCBI's taxonomy places the organism in Eukaryota, Viridiplantae, Streptophyta, Magnoliopsida, Rosales, Rhamnaceae. The record is from RefSeq and is a predicted model, not a curated record. The transcript has 7 exons.